Beauveria bassiana ARSEF 2860 is the source of this 1794-nucleotide messenger RNA. RefSeq names its product glycosyl hydrolase family 47 protein. Gene Ontology annotation, molecular function: calcium ion binding; mannosyl-oligosaccharide 1,2-alpha-mannosidase activity. The record is from RefSeq and is a predicted model, not a curated record. NCBI's taxonomy places the organism in Eukaryota, Fungi, Ascomycota, Sordariomycetes, Hypocreales, Cordycipitaceae. Gene Ontology annotation, biological process: carbohydrate metabolic process; N-glycan processing. The transcript has a single exon. Gene Ontology annotation, cellular component: endoplasmic reticulum; Golgi membrane. Bases 1 to 1794 code for a protein of 597 amino acids.
AUGCGUCUGCGCGACUCUAGAUGGUUGACUCCGCGGCGGCGGCGGUUUUGGGGCACGCUCUUGACAGUAAUUGUCUGUAUUGUGCUUAUUGCGACGCUGAGCUGGCACUUUACCGACCGGAAGACUUCGCGUCAACGUUCGGGCGAGGCUUCGGAUACGAGCAGCUCUGGAGGACAAAGGAAUGGCGACCUGAUUUGGCGAAGACUCCCGUGGAACAAUCCCCUGGAUACGCCACGACCGCUGCCAACCCAGGGUACCAAGCCCUUACCUGCGGUGCAAUUCAAGUUCGAUGGCGAGACGGACGACGACAAGAGAACGCGACUCGAACGGCGCGAUGCUGUAAAGAAAGCCUUUGAGCGAUGUUGGACUUCGUACAAAGACCGAGCAUGGCUCCACGACGAGCUCAAGCCUGUAAGUGGUGGAUUCAAGGACACAUUUGGCGGCUGGGCGGCGACUUUGGUAGACGCCCUCGACACGAUGUGGAUCAUGGAUAUGCGCGACGAAUUCGAGGAGGCUGUAGCCGCUGUGGACAAGGACAUUUCAUUUGCCAGCUCGUCGUCUGGCAAUGUCAUCAGCUUGUUCGAAACAAACAUUCGCUACCUAGGCGGGCUGGUCUCCGCCUACGACCUGAGUGGCGACGCGCGACUGAAGCAGAAGGCGACCGACGCCGGUGACAUGAUCCUCAAAGCUUUUGAUACACCUAACCACAUGCCGGUUGGGCAAUGGAAUAUCAAGGAAGCCGCCGAGAAUAGGAACCAGACAGCUCCUUCCACAACCAGCCUGGCCGAGAUUGGCACCUUAGUUCUCGAGCUCACACGAUUGAGUCUAAUUACGGGCGAUGCACGGUACCACGACGUUACUCAACAUAUCAGUGACCUACUGGACGCUUCGCAGAUGAAGACAAAACUUCCCGGCCUUUGGUCCAUCUCGGUAGACCCUAGCCAGGCACUUUUCGACGCGGGCUCUUCCUACUCGAUGGGUGGCGGUGCCGACAGCGCGUAUGAAUAUUUCCCCAAGAUGAUGGCUCUCCUCGACAAUCUUGAUCCGAUGUACGAGCGUUUGUAUAAGCGCAGCAUGGCCGCCACACAAGAGCACCUCAUCUACCGUCCAAUGGUUCCCGGUGACGCCGACAUCCUCAUGACGGGUAAUGCUAGGUCCAAGGACGCCACCAGCGGGCAGUCAACACUAGAGGCUGUGACGGAGCACCUGACGUGCUUCGCUGGCGGCAUGUACGCCCUCGGUGGACGUCUCACGUCCAACGACUCGGACGUCGAUAUUGGUCGCCGCCUGGCUGAUGGGUGCGUGUGGGCAUACAAUGCGACCAGGUCGGGCGUCAUGGGUGAGAGACUGCUCGGUGUACCCUGUGACGACAAGGUGCACUGUGCAUGGAACGAGACGGCGUGGCGUGAAGCAGUGGGCGACGAUGUUGCAGACGACAAACUGCCUCCCAAAGGCAUGGCUAAAAUUAUGUCCAAGGAGUACAUCUUGCGGCCCGAGGCCAUUGAGAGUGUCUUUAUCAUGUAUCGUGUCACGGGAGAUAAGGAAUGGCAGGAAAAGGCGUGGGCCAUGUGGCAGGCCAUUGACGGCCUCACAAAAACAGACCUGGCCAACAGCGCCGUGGACAAUGUGGAUUCCAGUGAUGCCAGAAAGCAGGAUUCGAUGGAGAGUUUCUGGCUAGCCGAGACGCUCAAAUAUUUCUACCUAAUUUAUUCGGAGCCGACACUGAUUGACCUCGACAAAUGGGUGUUGAAUACAGAAGCACAUCCGUUUAAACGCCUUGGGACCAAGUAUUAA